AUGGAAACUGCAAGCAGCGAAUGGCAUGCUCACCUUACCACAAGCAUUGCGGAGUUUCCUGGAAAGACGAACGUUGUCAAUGUAGUUACACCGGCAACAGCUGGAGAAUCAGACACUACUGACAUUCUAGAGACAACCAGUGGUGACGGCGUGAAAUGUGUCUCAGUCUACCAGCGUUCCGUAAAUUGCUCCGAGUGCGAUGUGAACGCCCAUUGUAGCGACGGCGUAUGCCAUUGCAAUAUUGGCUAUUUUGGAAAUGGUCUAUGCUGCGUGCCGGAUCCACGAGACUGUGUGCACUUCCCUGGCGUUUGCAAUGCGGUUGCCACUUGCGACAAGGAGAACCGAUUAUGUAAAUGUAAUUCAGGAUUUCUUGGCGAUGGUAUUUCAUGCUUCCCAGUUCGUUCUUGCCGUUAUGAUCCGAGCGUGUGCCACGACCAUGCAGUGUGUCUGCCAUCAGGUCAAUGCAUCUGCAAGCAUGGAUUUCGUGGAAACGGUUACGAGUGCUCCAGAAUUACUCCAUUGCUGCGUCACGAUAUCGGCGAUGUCCUCAAUUCAUGCGGAAACAAUUGUGACAAAGAGACGCAAUUGUGUAUUGAUGGCCAAUGCGUUUGCAAGCACGGCUAUGUGGAUGAUACGAACGGAAAUUGUAUUGAUGUCAACGAAUGCCUCUUUUCUCCCUGCCACCAUCUCGCUACUUGUACAAACCUUCCUGGGUCGUUUGUAUGUACAUGCCCAGCAGAGUACGUUGGUGAUGGGAAGACAUGCAUUCAACUUCUUAGGGUUGGAGAACUUGGCGUGUUUUGUGAACCUGAUGGCAUGACCCUGGUGCUCAGUAACGACACCACAACAUUUGAGGGAAGGAUUUUCGUACGCGGGCAGGUUGAUAAUCCACAUUGUUCGAAGACCUUCUCCGCUCUGGAACACGCUUCUAAACCCUACAUGUUCAAAGUUGCGUUUGAAUACUGCAACGUCCGUCUCGAGGACGAUGAUACUUUCGCAACGACAGUGAUCGUCCAGAAACAUCCAAUGUUCAUCACGACUGCAGCUGAUGCCUAUGAUCUUAGAUGUAGGUAUCCGCUAGGGGUGAAGGAGGUUGAAUCGCAUGUGAACGUGUCCGACCUGACAACUUCAUCCACACUAACGGACAACACCCAUGGUCCAAACUGUCGACUGGCAAUAACCAACGAGGCCAAUGAGAGCAUUGCUGCCGCCGUUGUCGGACAAGCGCUUCGUCUACGACUUGAAGUGUCUCCUAACGAGACGUACUCAAUACUACCUCGUAACUGCUUUGCUAUCAACAUUGAGACCGGAGAGAGAUAUUCGCUCACUGAUAAUGCCGGUUGUGCUAUCGACAAUCAAUUGUUCCCUGAGUGGACGAGAUUGAACUGCGGGCUUCGUCGUUCCUCCACGACACGACGGUUCCGUUUUCGACGAAUUCGUCAUAUCGGCAACGAAACCGAGAUCGGUGAAGGCUCGAAUGACAGUGACUAUGAAGAAGACGAAGGGAAGAAGGAACUUUUCAAAAAGCUCGUGUCAUCAAAUCGCCUCGCGUUCUCGUCGUUGGUGAAAAUUCAAGAUGGCGAGGAAGAGUCUCGCAUUCAAGAACAAGUCGAUCACUGGAAAAUGGGUAGUUCGCAACAAGAAGUACUGAAAGAGCCGAGGCGCGGUGACGCAACGUUGGUGUGCGUGCAGACUGCUGUCGCCUUCGGCAUUUGCAUAAUGACGUUAAUUUGUUUGGGCGCAUUUGUCUAUACAUUUACUCGACGACCACUAUGCAAGGCGAACGUCUUGUUUUCAUCUACGGAUCCAGCAACUCCUGUUGCUGAAAUCAAAGCGGAAGCUGUUAGCCGCUACACGAAAGGACUAAUCGCGGCUGUCGCACGAUCUCCUCGAGAAAGUGAAGGAAAACACGACUGA
This is a messenger RNA of Angiostrongylus costaricensis, 1917 nucleotides long. NCBI's taxonomy places the organism in Eukaryota, Metazoa, Nematoda, Chromadorea, Rhabditida, Metastrongylidae. The record is from the annotation of a GenBank genome assembly.